Numida meleagris (helmeted guineafowl) is the source of this 4290-nucleotide messenger RNA. RefSeq names its product elongation factor like GTPase 1 (gene EFL1). NCBI's taxonomy places the organism in Eukaryota, Metazoa, Chordata, Aves, Galliformes, Numididae. Gene Ontology annotation, cellular component: ribonucleoprotein complex; cytosol. Gene Ontology annotation, biological process: cytosolic ribosome assembly. The record is from RefSeq and is a predicted model, not a curated record. The transcript is spliced from 20 exons. Bases 511 to 3930 code for a protein of 1139 amino acids. Gene Ontology annotation, molecular function: ribosome binding; GTP binding; GTPase activity.
AUCAGACAGAUUCUCAGCUUUGCACAGCUGUUAAGAAGCAGCAGAGAUGUUACCUGGCUCAAAAAGUCAGCUCUAACUCAUGGAAAUCUGGAAUAAUGAUUCUGUAAAAAGGUGGAGUAAAGCUAGGUUUCUUUGCCAGGCCUUCAUGUACUGUGUCAAGUAGUGUUCACUUAGAGCCAGUGAAACAGCUCUGUUUUAUAUUUGCUGGAGGGUGGCAAUAGCUAUAUGAAUAAAUUUAUUUCAGAAUCUCCAAUAAUAGCCUUUAGAAAAGACAGUUCCUGUAGCAGAAAUGCUAAGUCACAGCUUGAACCAGUGAUUGAGCACCUGGUGGGAAGGCAGGGCCAACCCAGGGGAGCUCAGGUGCAUGUGAUGCAAUGCACCUGAGUGACCAGAAGGGAUGGAGCCAGGAUCCACUGCUUCCCAGAGCUCAUAUAAGGGCUGGCAGUGGAGGCAGGGGCAUUUUGCCAGAGAUCCUUGUAUACCUGUGGCCUUUUAAAGGACUGAUCAGCCAUGGUCCUUACGAGCGUGGGGAAGAUGAUGGGCCUCCAGCAGAAGGCUGCCGGCAUCAGGAACAUCUGUGUGCUCGCGCACGUGGAUCACGGCAAAACCACUCUAGCGGAUUGCCUAAUAUCUAGCAAUGGGAUCAUCUCUAGCCGCUUGGCAGGAAAGCUGCGGUAUCUGGACAGCAGAGAAGAUGAGCAGGUCCGGGGAAUAACGAUGAAAUCUAGUGCCAUUUCACUGCACUUUGAGAAGGGUGGUCAGGAGUAUCUGAUUAAUUUAAUAGACUCCCCAGGGCAUGUGGAUUUUUCUUCAGAAGUAUCUACUGCUGUCCGACUCUGUGAUGGUUGCAUCAUAGUGGUGGAUGCUGUUGAAGGCGUCUGUCCACAGACUCAAGCAGUUCUACGGCAGGCAUGGCUAGAAAACAUUCGUCCAGUAUUGGUGAUAAACAAAAUUGAUCGCUUGAUUGUGGAGCUCAAGUUAACCCCGCAGGAAGCAUACAUGCACCUUAAGAAUAUUUUAGAACAGAUAAAUGCAGUCACUGGAUCACUCUUUACCUCAAAAGUCUUAGAAGAAAGAGCUGAGAAAGAAGCAGAAAGUGAAAGUAGUUCUGACACGGCAGCUGGAGAUCAGAUUUAUGACUGGAGUGCUGGCUUGGAAGAUACUGACGAUUCUCACCUCUAUUUUUCUCCAGACCACGGAAAUGUGGUGUUUGCCAGUGCAAUUGAUGGCUGGGGUUUUGGCAUCGAGCAUUUUGCAAAAUUGUACAGCCAAAAGAUUGGAAUCAAGCCUGCAGUGCUACUGAAGACCUUAUGGGGCGAUUAUUAUCUAAACACAAAAGCAAAGAAGAUAAUGAAAGGCGAUCAGUCAAAAGGAAAGAAACCUUUGUUUGUGCAGUUGGUGUUGGACAACAUAUGGAGUCUAUAUGAAGCUGUUUUGAAAAGAGAUAAAGAAAAAAUUGAGAAGAUAGUUACCUCGUUGGGCUUGAAAAUUGGUCCCCGGGAGUCACGGCAUGCAGACCCCAGAGUUCAUCUUAAUGCCAUUUGUAGUCAGUGGCUACCUAUAUCUGAUGCAGUCCUUUCUAUGGUGUGUAAUAAACUUCCCAGUCCCCUUGACAUCACCACAGAGAGAGUGGAAAAGCUGAUGUGUGUUGGAGCUAAAACGUUUGAUUCUUUGCCACCGGAGACCCAGGAACUGAAAAGUGCUUUUCUGAAAUGCAGUAGUGAAGGAACGGCCCCGGUGAUUGUUUUCGUUUCCAAAAUGUUUGCUGUUGAUGCAAAGGCAUUGCCACACAAUAAACCAAGGCCUUUAACUCAAGAAGAAAUAGCUCAACGACGUGAACUUGCAAAACAGAGGCAUGCAGGAAAAAUGGCAGCGAGUCAAGGAAAGGAGGUUUCUGAAAAGCCCCCAAGUGAAAACUCGUCUGAGGUGACUGGAAACACUGGUGAUACAAAAGGUGUAGAACAGCAGCUCACUGAUCAAAUGGACGUCGUGACCUCAAAGGCGGCGAAACAGGAAGCAGACAACAAGGAGUCUUUCAUUGCGUUUGCUAGAGUGUUCAGUGGUGUGGUACGAAGAGGGCAAAAGAUCUUUGUUUUAGGACCCAAAUAUGAUCCUGCCGAGUCUUUGCAUAAGCUGUCAUCCCAGUGUUCUGCUACAGAUGAUCUGCCAUUAGUACCUCAUAUGUCUUGCUGUACGUUGGAGAAUCUAUACUUGCUCAUGGGAAGAGAACUUGAAGAGCUUGAAGAAGUACCUGCAGGGAAUGUUCUAGGAAUAGGUGGCCUGCAAGAUUUUGUGCUAAAGUCUGCCACUUUGUCAACGUCACCAGCUUGCCCACCAUUUACACCUCUCAACUUUGAGGCUACACCAAUUGUGCGGGUAGCUGUUGAACCAAAGCAUCCAAGUGAUAUGCCUCAGCUGGUGCGAGGAAUGAAGCUUUUAAACCAAGCUGAUCCAUGUGUCCAAGUUCUAAUCCAGGAGACAGGAGAGCAUGUGCUAGUGACAGCAGGAGAAGUUCAUCUGCAGCGCUGCUUGGAUGACCUGAAAGAAAGGUUUGCAAAGAUAGAGAUCAGUGUAUCAGCACCUAUUAUUCCAUUUCGAGAAACGAUAACAAGACCUCCAAAAGUUGAUAUGGUAAAUGAAGAAAUAGGAAAACAGCAGAAAGUUGCUGUCAUACACCAAACAAAAGAGGAUCAAAAUAAAAUUCCUGAAGGAAUUCAGGUCGAUUCAGAUGGGCUUGUUACAAUAUCUACUCCAAAUAAACAGGCUACUCUCAGCGUAAGAGCGUUGCCACUUCCUGAGGAGGUAACUCGACUUCUUGAAGAAAACAGUGACUUGAUUCGAACUAUGGAGCAGCUCAGCACGUCUCUGAAUGAAGAUAAAAAAGCUCACGAGAUAAAUCAGAAGACUAUUGAUAAGAUAAAGGAAUUCAAACAAAAAUUAGAGCAAAAUCUGCAGGGAAGGAAGUGGAGAAAUGCAGUUGAUCAUAUCUGGUCAUUUGGACCACGGAAGUGUGGGCCUAAUAUUUUGUUACAUAAAUUUGAAGGUUAUAAAAAUUCUGUGUGGCAGUGCCUUGGGAAUGCUGAGAAAGAAGUAAGUAAGUAUGGAGACUUUGACAACAGCAUAGUAAGUGGAUUUCAGCUGGCUACGCUUUCGGGUCCCAUGUGUGAAGAACCCCUCAUGGGUGUGUGUUUUACAGUGGAAAAAUGGGAAAUGAAUAAGGUUGGAGAGACGCUUUCAUCUAAAAGUCGGGAUUCGGGGGAGUGUGGUGCUGUAGAACAUAAAGAAAGCGAAGAUACUGUUUCUCCCACAAGUAAUUGCACUACUGAUGGUUGCAGUGAGAAUGAACACGAACAGAGCAGUCAAAAUGUUCCAAAGUCACUUGAAAAAAUUAGUAAAAACAAGGGAGAAGUUUUACUUACAGAUUGUUAUGGCCCCUUCUCUGGACAACUGAUUGCCACCAUGAAGGAAGCUUGUCGUUAUGCUUUGCAAGCAAAACCACAGAGGCUUAUGGCAGCAAUGUACACCUGUGAAAUUAUGGCUACUGCAGAAGUUCUAGGUCGUGUGUAUGCUGUCCUGUCCAAAAGAGAAGGCAGAGUGUUACAAGAGGAGAUGAAAGAGGGAACGGAUGUGUUUAUUAUUAAGGCAGUCCUGCCAGUAGCAGAAAGCUUUGGUUUUGCUGAUGAAAUCAGGAAGAGAACUAGUGGCCUGGCCAGUCCGCAGCUGGUGUUCAGCCACUGGGAGAUCAUUUCAAGUGAUCCAUUCUGGGUGCCAACCACUGAAGAAGAAUAUUUGCACUUUGGGGAAAAGGCGGACUCUGAGAACCAGGCCCGCAAGUACAUGAAUGCAGUAAGGAAGCGGAAGGGACUUUAUGUAGAAGAAAAAAUUGUGGAGCAUGCUGAGAAGCAAAGAACCCUCAGUAGGAAUAAGUAGCUGCGUCCGUUCUCUCCUGGUUCAGCUAAGUGCGGGUGGAUUAUUUUCUAUGCAGCAGAUUAAAAACUUCUCCUGGACUUGUUCUUUUACACCAUGUUUCUUACACUUUCUAAUGUUUAUGGCUUACGUUUUGAAAAACAUAAGUCCUUCCAACUUUUAUAUUGAGAAAAUAGUUUGUUUACUUAAAUAAAUCAUAGGCAUAUUUCUUGGAACUGGUCUCAGUUUUUAAAGCUUUAUGCACUAUUGCUGUCAUGGGAUUGGGAACUCCUAAUUUAAUUGGUUUCUUUUUGAUUUAUCAGAUGUAAUUACAGUUAGAGCUAGUUACCUAGUCUGUUGCAAAUAAACUAUGCAAUGAAUUUA